ACAUAGUAUUGCAUGUAGAAAAGGAUGUGCCCCCUCUUCUCGGAUGCGACCUGAAGCGCUUCCCUCUCUCCCUCUUCAUCCCACCUGCUUGUGCGUGACGCGAAAGGAGUGCUUCCCAGACCUCACCUCAACAUCCAGCACAUAGCACCACCACAACCAUGGGUCGCUCGUCGUCCUCGUCCAUCAGGACGCCUGAUGUUUCCGGUUCGGGCGCCGACAACGAGAAGCACCAGCCCGGCGGCGACUCGCACGCCAACAUGGACAUUCGCGGUCUCGAGACAUCCGAGCACACGUCGCUGCACCGCGGUCUCAAGGCGCGCCACAUUAGCAUGAUCGCCAUUGGCGGCGCGCUCGGCACGGGCCUCAUCAUCGGUACCGGUGCGGCCCUGGCCAAGGCUGGUCCCGGCUCGCUCUUCAUCUCGUACACUUUUAUCGGCGCCAUUGUUUUCCUCGUCAUGGCGGCCCUCGGCGAGAUGGCGGCCUGGAUGCCGUUCUCGGCUGGCUUCACAGGGUACGCCUCGCGGUAUUGCCAUCCUGCUCUCGGUUUCGCCCUCGGAUGGACCUACUGGUUCAAAUAUGUGAUUGUGACGCCCAACCAACUGACCGCAGCUGCUCUUGUCAUCCAGGAGUGGUGCCCACCAGACAAGGUCAACCCGGGCGUCUUCAUCGCCAUCUUUCUCGUGGCCAUCAUCUGCAUCAACUAUUUUGGCGGCAUCAAGUUCUUUGGCGAGUUCGAGUUCUGGCUGUCCUCCAUCAAGGUCCUCGUCAUCCUGGGCAUCAUCCUCUUCUGCAUCGUCAUCGCAGCGGGCGGUGGUCCCAACGGCCAGGCGACUGGCUUCAAGUACUGGCGCGACCCGGGCGCGUUUGCCGAGCUCAAGGUCAAGGGCAGCGUGGGCCAGUUCCUCGGGUUCUGGUCCGUCAUGGUCAACGCGACGUUUGCCUACCUGGGCACCGAGCUCGUGGGUGUGACCGCGGGCGAGGCGCAGAACCCGCGCCGCAGCAUCCCCAAGGCUAUCAAGCUCACCUUUUACCGCAUCGUCGUCUUCUACUGCCUCAGCGUUUUGCUUGUUGGCAUGAUUGUGCCGUACAACUCGGACAAGCUGGCGUUUGCCAACGACGUGGGCCGCCCCGGCGCCAGCUCGUCGCCCUUUGUCGUGGCGGCCAAGGAGGCUGGUGUCCAGAACCUGCCCGGCAUCAUCAACGGCUGCAUCCUCAUCUUUGUCUUCUCGGCCGCCAACUCGGACCUCUACAUUGCGUCGCGCACUCUUUACGGCCUCGCCAGCGACCGCUCUGCGCCGGCCAUCUUCAAGCGCACCGACAGCCGGGGCGUACCGUGGCCGUCACUCAUUGUGGCCUCGCUCUUUGCCCUGCUCGCCAUGAUGAAUGUGGCCGAUGACUCGCGCGCCGUAUUCAAGCACUUUGUCAACCUCACCACCAUCUUUGGCCUGCUCACCUGGAUCUCCAUCCUCAUCACGCACAUCUGGUUCUGCCGGGGUCGCCAGGCGCAGGCCAUCCCCGACAGCAUCAUGCCGUACCGCGCGCCCCUCGGCAUCUGGGGCUCCUACGCGGCGCUGUUCUUCUGCAUUAUCAUUGCGCUCACCAAGAACUUUGAGAUCUUCCUCGUCACCGGCGACGAGCCCUUUGACUGGCGCACCCUCAUCACAGGCUACCUGGGCAUCCCGCUGUACCUGCUCCUCCUCUUUGGCCACAUUCUCAUCAAGAAGUCGCGGGGCAUCGCGCCCAAGGAUGUCGACUUUUACACGGGCAAGGAUAUCAUCGACCGCGAGGAGGAGGCAUUCCUGGCCAAGAAGGAGGAGAUGGCCGCGAGCAGGACUGGGUGGAACAGGUUCUACGAUCGCUUCCUGUCGCCGCUGUUCUGAGGUUGGUUGUUUCCAUGAAUGUAAAUAGAUGUAUACCCUGGCGUGUUUAUGAGCGAUCAAAUGAUUUCUUACAAUUGGGAGUGGCCUCAAGUAACGAGUGAG
This is a messenger RNA of Emericellopsis atlantica, 1982 nucleotides long. RefSeq names its product dicarboxylic amino acid permease. Bases 159 to 1880 code for a protein of 573 amino acids. Gene Ontology annotation, molecular function: amino acid transmembrane transporter activity. The record is from RefSeq and is a predicted model, not a curated record. The transcript is spliced from 2 exons. Gene Ontology annotation, biological process: amino acid transmembrane transport. Gene Ontology annotation, cellular component: membrane. NCBI's taxonomy places the organism in Eukaryota, Fungi, Ascomycota, Sordariomycetes, Hypocreales, Bionectriaceae.